AUGAAACAAGUGUUGGGAAAUGUGUUGCGAUUGAGAAACUGGUGCCAAAGUGAGCGCCGUCUGGACGGACACGUUGUGGUGAUUACGGGCGCCAAUCAGGGCAUCGGUAAAGAGACCGCUUACCACCUCUCACUUCGGGGCGCAAAGAUAAUCAUUGGAUGUCGCGAUGAGAAGAGAGCCGAGAAUGCGAUCAAAGAUAUAAAGCAAAGGAACCCAAAGGCAGACAUAUAUUCACUUCCGUUAGACUUGUCUUCACUUCAAUCCGUCCGUCAAUUCGUGACCGAAAUCACGAAACGGGAGACAAAA
Molecule: messenger RNA, 306 nt
Organism: Medioppia subpectinata
Lineage: Eukaryota; Metazoa; Arthropoda; Arachnida; Sarcoptiformes; Oppiidae
Source: the annotation of a GenBank genome assembly